Messenger RNA from Temnothorax curvispinosus, 1176 nucleotides. Its product is annotated as short stature homeobox protein-like. Gene Ontology annotation, biological process: regulation of transcription by RNA polymerase II. The annotation marks the transcript as partial. Gene Ontology annotation, cellular component: nucleus. Gene Ontology annotation, molecular function: sequence-specific double-stranded DNA binding; DNA-binding transcription factor activity, RNA polymerase II-specific. NCBI's taxonomy places the organism in Eukaryota, Metazoa, Arthropoda, Insecta, Hymenoptera, Formicidae. The record is from RefSeq and is a predicted model, not a curated record. The transcript is spliced from 2 exons.
GAUCCAAUUGUCGGAACAACGGAAGUGGCAACGGCAAGCAGAGGAGAUCGCGGACGAACUUCACCAUUGAGCAACUGGCCGAGCUCGAGAGGCUCUUCGACGAGACGCACUAUCCCGACGCGUUUAUGAGGGAGGAGCUGAGCCAGCGGCUAGGUCUCAGCGAGGCGCGGGUACAAGUCUGGUUCCAGAAUCGACGCGCCAAGUGUCGUAAACACGAGAGCCAGUUGCACAAAGGCGUCGCCGGGAGCAUGGUGCUGGCGCCGCGCAGCCCGCCGACGACGUUGGAACCAUGUCGAGUUGCACCUUACCUGCCAGCCCUCAGGUUGCAUCCGCCGAUGCAGGGAACGGCCGCAAACGUCACAGUGGGAUCAGCCUUCGACCCGGCAGUGCUGCACUAUGCGGCGGCCGGAGGCCUUUUCUGUCUGCCGCCACCACCGCCGCCCCCGACGUCGUCGGCCGGCCAUCCUCCUCAUCCGCUGAGCCUGGCGGCGUCACUGGCCGCCGCGGCGGCUCGCUCGAAGAACAGCAGCAUCGCAGACCUUAGACUGAAGGCGAGACGGCACCAGGAGGCCUUAGGGCUCGACAGGCCCGCGUAAGGUCCGCGGCGUGGUACGUCUUGGACGAAGAGGGAUUCGACGGGGAUGAAGAGGUGCGGGUUGUCUUGACGGUGAGUACACCCGAGUUUAGAGAGGAUCUGUACUCUCAUCGAAAUGUGACUUUGAGCGACGCGAAGGAAGGACAGUGGACCGAUAUUGUGAUCGCGGUGACUUCAAUUUUCGAAUAUCAGUAAGGAAGGUGCUUAUUUUACGUCAAAGUGAAUCGUUGUCGGCGCUCGUUAAAACUCUACAAACGGGCACAAAUAUAGAUCUAUAUCUUUUCUGAGUGAAAACUUUAAUCCAAAUUCAAGAAAUUUUAAUUGUAUUUUUUUUUCCCUUUGUAUUAUUUUGGUAUUGAAAACGUCGCAGUUGUUUGUUAUACACGGUUAAAGUUAUAAAGCGCACGUCGUUGUUGUUUUGUGCAGGAACUCGCUCGCGUAUAGAGUAUUACAAGCGGCACACGCGCAUCUCUUCAUCCGCGACGUGCCGAAGAGUCUGAGAAGUACAAAGGACAUUCAAUGUGUAUAAAGUAAAGGAUAUGUGCGACGGGAAGCAUGUAACAUACAUAAUGUAUACUGAA